Messenger RNA from Cebus imitator (Panamanian white-faced capuchin), 946 nucleotides. RefSeq names its product proteoglycan 2, pro eosinophil major basic protein (gene PRG2). The record is from RefSeq and is a predicted model, not a curated record. Gene Ontology annotation, biological process: immune response. Bases 182 to 838 code for a protein of 218 amino acids. Lineage: Eukaryota; Metazoa; Chordata; Mammalia; Primates; Cebidae. The transcript has 6 exons.
AAAGAAGAACCUGGGCUUUGGGAAGAUCUAAAGGCCCAGGACGGUCUCUCAUUGGGUGAGUUGCUUUCUCUGCUGUGGUGGAGCUGAUAACAGUUUAUUCUCCCAGGGGGUCCCUGGCUGUGGCUGACAGUCUCUGGAGGGCUGGCAUGGGUCUGCGACUGGCUUUCAGGAUAAAGCCAAGAUGAAACUCCCCCUACUUCUGGCUCUCCUAUUUGGGGCAGUUUCUGCUCUCCAUCUGAGGUCUGAGACUUCCUACUUUGAAAGCCUUUUGGGUGCUAAGACCCUGCCUAAGGAUGAGGAGAUGCCAGAACAGGAGGUGGAGGAGCUGGAGGCAGAGGAGGAGGGGGGCUCUGGAAGUGAAGAUGCCUCCAAGGAAGACGGGGCUGUUGAGUCGAUCUCAGUCCCAGAUGUAGCAGACAAAAACCUUCCGUGUCCUAAGGAAGAGGACACAGUACAACUGAUGGGUGUCCCUGGGCGCCAGACCUGCCGCCGCUACCUCCUGGUGAGAAGUCCUCAAAGGUUUAAUCAAGCUCAGUUGACUUGCCAGAGGUGCUACCGGGGCAACCUCGUGUCCAUCCACAGCUUCAAUUUGAAUUCCCGAAUCCACCUCUCAGUCAGAGGGCUCAACCAGGGUCAAGUCUGGAUUGGAGGCAGGAUCAUAGGCUCGGGCCGCUGCAGACGCUUUUGGUGGGUUGAUGGCAGCCACUGGAACUUUGCAUUCUGGGCUGCUGGCCAGCCCUCAGUCCGUGGUGGUCGCUGUGUGGCCCUGUGUACCCGAGGAGGUCACUGGCGUCGAGCCCCCUGCAACAGAAGCCUUCCUUUCGUCUGUUCCUACUGAGCUGGUUCCAGCCGGGAUUUCAGAGCUGCCCUCUCCUGGGCAGCUGCCGCCCCUCUCUGCUUGCCAUCUCCCUCCACCUCCGUGAAAUAAAAUGGCUUUUACUGAAAU